ACAGAGGCUACUAGUGGGUGGUUGUGUUAGCCAGUCAGUGUAGCCCUGACUAGCUGAAGGUUCGUGUCAGAGAGAGAGACAGACAGACAGAUACACAGACAAACUAGACAGAGAAAGAGAGAAAAGCGAGGUGGAAGAGAUAAGUAGAAGAAGAAUGGAUAAUAAAAGUAAACAGAAGAAGAAGUGGUAGACUGGAUAAAGAUUGUAUCAAAAGGACUGCAGAACUAAAUCCUAUAGGACUGUUCCUCAUGGAGUCAUAACACUGGUCUUGACUAUCGUACAAUAACCAACUAUUAUCGUUUUACUGCAUCGGAAAUAAAUAUACUAACGUUGACGUGUCGUACCGUAAGUGUUUGGUGUUUACAUAAAAAAAAGAUUAAAGUUUAGUGAAAUAUUAAAGUGACAGUAAGAGAUGAAUAGUGAGGUUUAAGUUACUUUUAUGUUGUUAACUCGUGGUGGGUGAAGGUGGGGUGAUGGUACAGAGGAGCGUGAUAAAAGAUGGCUCGUGGUGUGUUAGUUGUGUUGAUGUGUGUAGUUCUGGUGGUGAUGUUGACUGAGACACCAGCAGCGUCAGGAGCACGAUGGGUGAUGGAUCUCAGUUACGAUGAUACGAGUUUCCAUCUACAGGAGGAGUACCGUCGUGUUGACCCUCAGGCGGCCCAAGUGAGGCUCUCCAUGUUCCUGGCCCAGGAGCUGCAGGCUGGUGGGGACAAGAAGGACGCAAUUCGUGAACUUCUCCACCAGGCUCUGAAGGAGCACCGUCGACGCCUGCCACAGAUGAGACGACAGGUUUCCACAUCUGAUGGAGGAUUCAACGCGACGUCGCUGAAGAAGUGGUUUUCUUCGUGUGUCCAUCACCAGGCGCCAAAUUCCUUCUUCCAAAACCUGGAGCUACGACACAGCCAGAAGGUCGGGAUCAUACCAGCAUCCCUCAACUCCAUAGCCAGACGUCGGAAGGCGGACAAGGUGAAGUUAAGACGUUCUGCAGUAGACGGUAGAACGAGAGGAGGGUCUUCCCGGCAACGUGAGGGAGGUGGGCGUGUGCGACGUGAAGACCCGGCAGUGAUGUAUCUUCCUCUGGGUGGAGACUCUGGUGACUGUCCAGAUUCUGUCGACGCCGCCGCCGUCAGCAUCUCACAGCUGGUGUACUUGUCACUGUCUCUGGGUGUCUUCACAGCCGUGGCCAACAUAGCCAAUAACAUUAACAAUAACAAUAACAACAAUAAUAACAACAAUGACAAUAACAUAAACAGCAAUAAUCUGAACUUCGCCGCCAACGCUAAUGCGGGGAACCAGAUUACUGUCCAGCUGCCGCCUCCUUCAGGCCGUGGAAGACGUGACCUUCACGCUUUGUGGCAGCAACACCUGGGGGCCCUCAGGCACCGCAGAACCACCAGGAGCACCGAGAGCCUCACACACAGACUGAAGGAACGGCGUCAUUCAGGUACCUGGUCUGGGUCGUUGACAGAGCCUGACGAGUCUGAGGCGGCCACACACGUGACCACCACCAGUGACGUGACAUCAACAAGUGACCCGCCGGUCAUGGCUUUAGACUAUGAUGUAGGACAACCUCAGACUACAAGAGGCAAAGAUACUAACAACGUCCUCCCUGGAUCAUCUCUGCCUGACGAAGAUAGUAUAGCAUCCCUCACCAAGGAACAACCUAAACCAUGGUCCACCAUGAGAGAGUUCAGACGAUACUCGACGAACGGAAUUUUGUCCGGGAAAGAAAAUUUAGUAAGUUCCCUGAAUGAUCUAAUCCUGGAGGAACAUCAUCGUGGAAUCAUAAAAAUAGCGAACCGUCAUGACCACUACCUCCCACUCCAGGAGGUCCCUCGCCUCUUACGCCACCUCUAUCGUGAGUACAACCCGACGGAGGCGUCCGUAAGUUACCCACCUGGUGUUGAAGAUAAAGUUCUCACUGUCACCCCGACUCUCACGAGUCUCACGCUGCCAACACUGUGGUUCUCGGGAGGGUCUGGUCCCGGCAGCCUUCCACCACGUGCUCCAGUUCAAGAUUUGUUAUCAUCCUCGAGACAUGACGCCCCAACCAUUGUCCUGUUAACAGAAGACGCGACAUCAUUAUCCUCAUCAACAAGAGACGUCUCACCAUCACCUACAUCAACAAGAGACGUCUCACCAUCACCUACAUCAACAAGAGACGUCUCACCAUCACCUACAUCAACAAGAGACGUCUCACCAUCAUCUACAUCUACAAGAGACGUCUCACCAUCAUCUCCGUCCAGCACCUCACUACCAACACCCCCAAACACCACCACUACCAACCCUUCUCCUCCUGUUAGUGCAGAAGGCAUCGGGGCAACUUGGGCACUGAAGGCGGCCAUGACGUGGGCGGUGCAGGCGUCCAUGUCCUCACCACCGUGCCUGGGACGCCGUCUGUGCCAGCUCCUGAAGACGGCGCCACAGGGAAGCAUCUGGAGCCACGCCUUAGCUGGGUAUUAUCUACAUACGUCUCUCGCCCGCCACACCACUUACACCUUCACUGACUAUCUGAGGGAAGCGCAGCAGGGGAAGUGCCAUCUCCUCUUUCCAAAAUGCUGGGACUCAACACUCUCCAUCGUCUACUGAAGGAGGUGGUGAAGAAGGAGUGUUGGGUCAGUCUUCAGUGACGGUGGCCAGCUUCGGGAAGACCAUGGCGCUGCAGACGGAGAAAAACUUAACACAACGUGGACUGACG
Messenger RNA from Homarus americanus (American lobster), 2698 nucleotides. RefSeq names its product ras guanine nucleotide exchange factor glfB-like. The record is from RefSeq and is a predicted model, not a curated record. The coding region runs from base 499 to 2589 and encodes 696 amino acids. The transcript has 3 exons. Lineage: Eukaryota; Metazoa; Arthropoda; Malacostraca; Decapoda; Nephropidae.